Rhodamnia argentea is the source of this 1218-nucleotide messenger RNA. Its product is annotated as serine/arginine-rich SC35-like splicing factor SCL30. Bases 159 to 974 code for a protein of 271 amino acids. The transcript has 9 exons. Gene Ontology annotation, molecular function: RNA binding. NCBI's taxonomy places the organism in Eukaryota, Viridiplantae, Streptophyta, Magnoliopsida, Myrtales, Myrtaceae. The record is from RefSeq and is a predicted model, not a curated record.
UCUCGUUGACUCGUUGACCAAUUUCUAGGGUUUUUAUACACGCCGUGAAUAGGGACAAUCGUGCUCUGCACUUUUUAACCAGUUCGUCGAUGCGAUUUGAGAUCGAACCGAAGUAAUCUCGCAGGGGGGAGGACGAAGCUUCAGGUCGAAGCUGCACAAUGAGGAGGUACAGUCCGCCAUACUACAGUCCUCCGAGACGAGGAUAUGGGGGUCGAGAGAGGAGUCCUCCUCGGAGGGGUUAUGGUGGUGGUGGUGGUGGGGCUGGUGGCUAUGGGAGGCACAAAGAACGGUCGCAUGGGAGCCUUUUGGUUCGCAAUAUUCCUCUUGACUGCAGGGCGGAAGAACUCCGGAUUCCCUUUGAGAGAUUUGGACUUGUUAGGGAUAUUUAUCUGCCGCGGGACUACUAUACAGGGCAACCUCGAGGAUUCGCUUUUGUGGAGUUUGUGGACCCUUAUGAUGCUGCUGAUGCUCAAUACCAUAUGGAUGGAAACAAUUUUGCGGGGCGGAAAAUAUCUGUGGUUGUUGCUGCUGAGAGUAGGAAGAGGCCAGAGGACAUGCGUCGAAGAACUAGAAGGGAACCUUCAGGCUACGGUGGAAGAUCUUACCAUGGACGUUCUCGUUCACGUUCGCGAUCUCCUCGUCGCCCAUCAGCUUCUAGGAGUCGGCAUCGCUCCAGGUCAUACUCUCCUGUGCCAAGAAAACGUGGGGAUCAUUCUGUAUCACCUAUUAGAAGGCAUGCUGAUGACCGCUCAAGAUCGCCGCGAGCCCCUUCACAAGAGCGCGACGGAGGACGGAAUGGCAGGUCAUACUCUCCCGAUUAUGACAAUGGAAACCUUAAGGAAAAUGAAAAUGGAAAAUCCAGGUACGAGUCGGGGGAAGCACAUGAUCGUAGGAGUUCAUCUCCAGCUGCUGAUGCAUCAAGAUCACCUUCUGGGUCGAGAUCAAGGUCUCCGGACCCAUCACCCAGCAGAUGAGGAAAUAUGAGAUGUUCCAGCAGAAGUUGCAGCAGAAGAUGUGUUGUAUCUUUGUCUAAACAGUUCCAUCUUGUUUUGUGUCUUCAAACGAAAGAGAAUGUUAUUGUUUGAAUUGAUAGGGGACGCUCCUCGACUCUGUUAGUGUAGUUUCUCAAUAUGUCUGAGUGCUGAAUGUGAGGACUCUUUUCCUUUGCUUGCUGUUGGGUUUUGGAUCUAUCUGAAUGGUAUUCAUCCUUUUGAUUAA